Desarmillaria tabescens is the source of this 1071-nucleotide messenger RNA. RefSeq lists its product as uncharacterized. NCBI's taxonomy places the organism in Eukaryota, Fungi, Basidiomycota, Agaricomycetes, Agaricales, Physalacriaceae. Gene Ontology annotation, biological process: translation; ribosomal large subunit assembly. Bases 66 to 971 code for a protein of 301 amino acids. Gene Ontology annotation, cellular component: cytosolic large ribosomal subunit; ribosome. The transcript is spliced from 6 exons. The record is from RefSeq and is a predicted model, not a curated record. Gene Ontology annotation, molecular function: 5S rRNA binding; structural constituent of ribosome.
GGAAGAAUUCCCUUCGAGUUUUGUCUAUCGUUCCCCGUCCCCCAUUUCUCCGGCCGUUCCUCAAGAUGCCGUUCGUCAAAAAGGUCAAGUCCGACGCAUACUUCUCUCGUUUCCAAGUCAAAUACCGUCGCCGGAGAGAAGGCAAAACCGACUACUACGCGCGCAAACGAUUGGUUACUCAGGCCAAGAACAAAUACAAUGCGCCAAAAUACCGCCUCGUCGUCCGGUUCACGAACAAGGAGGUCAUUGUCCAGAUUGUCUACGCCCGCCUCCAGGGUGACUUUGUCUUGACGUCUGCGCGUUCAAAAGAGCUGCCACGCUACGGCAUCAACCACGGCUUGACGAACUGGACAGCAGCUUAUGCUACUGGUCUCCUCUGUGCCCGCCGUGCCCUCACAAAACUCGGACUCGCAGACAAAUAUGAGGGUGUUACCGAGCCUGAUGGUACAUCCACAUUGACCGAAGCCUUGGAUGAGGAAGAUGCCCCUCGACCCUUCAAGUGCUACCUUGAUGUUGGUCUCAAGCGCACAUCCACGGGUUCGCGUCUCUUUGGUGCUAUGAAGGGAGCGAGCGAUGGUGGUAUCUUCAUCCCUCACUCCGACAAGCGCUUCCCUGGUUACGACCCAGAGAGCAAGGAGCUGGACGCAGAGGUGUUGAAGAAGUACAUCUACGGUGGCCACGUCGCUGAGUACAUGGAGAGUUUGGAGGAGGAAGAUGAUGAACGAUUCAAAAAGCAAUUCUCGACGUACCUCGCUGAUGGUAUUGGCUCUGAGGAUAUUGAGGAGAUCUUCACGAAUGCAUAUGCUGCCAUUCGUGAAGACCCCACGUUCAAGCCUACGGACAAGACAAAAGACUGGAAGGCAGAGAGCAAGAAGUACAGGACUCCCAAGCUCAACCUCGAGCAGAGGAAGGCCAGGAUUGCUGCCAAGAUCGAGAAGUUCCAGGCUGGUGGCGACGACGAGGAGGAGUAGAUUUACCUCUACGUAUAUGGUACAACAUGCUCUGUUAUCGAUAUCAUACAUACACCGCAUUCUAUGCUUAUGCUAUGGAACUCCGAGUGCCUUUCGUAUA